GACCGGUGCUGGCAGCCCCGCCGGCGCUUUGCGGGGGCUCAGGACACCCCCGGGCACCCAUCGCAGCCCCCCAGGUGCCCACCCCGAAGUUUGAAGGUCGCCGGCAUGGCCAAAACCACCUCGCUGCGCUGCCGGGUGCUGGAGGGGAAGGACCUGCCCGCCAAGGACGUGUCCGGCUCCAGCGAUCCCUACUGCGUGGUCAAAGUGGACAACGAGGUGGUGGCCAGGACAGCCACGGUGUGGAAGAGCCUGAACCCUUUUUGGGGUGAGGAAAUCACGCUGCUUCUGCCCCGGGGAUUCCACAGCCUCACCAUCUACGUGCUGGACGAAGACACCAUCGGGCAGGACGAUGUCAUUGGCAAGGUCUCGCUCAGCCACCAGCAGAUCUCGGCCGAGCCGCGGGGCAUUGACAGCUGGCUCAGCCUGGCACCGGUGAACCCUGACCAGGAGGUGCAGGGUGAGAUCCACCUGGAGCUGCGAGUCCCCGAGCAGGGCCACCCACGGGUGCUGCGCUGCCACCUCAUCCAGGCCAGGGACCUGGCCCCCCGUGACCCCUCGGGCACCUCGGACCCCUUUGGCCGGGUGUCGUGCUGCGGGCACACGUUGGAGACAGCCGUGGUUAAGAGAAGCCGCUUCCCGCACUGGGAUGAGGUGCUGGAGUUCGAGCUGCCGGAAGGGGAGCUGGGAGAGGCUGCGCUGAGCGUGGAGGUUUGGGACUGGGACAUCGUGGGCAAGAAUGACUUCCUGGGCCGGGUGGAGUUCUGCUUGGACACCCUCUGCCCGGGCCCCACCAGGGGCUGGUUCCAGCUCCUGCCCUUCCCCAGCACCACCAAGGACCGUGGGGGACAUCUGGGUGCCCUGAGGCUGGCAGUGAGGCUGCUGGAGGACACGGUCCUGCCCUCCCACCACUACCAGCCCCUCAUCCAGCUCCUCACUGAGCCCAUCCUCUGCCCGGCCCAGUCCCCCGAGGGCACGGCCUUGGCUGUCCUGGAGGAGGUGACCUCAGGGGAGAGCCGGCAGGACGUGGCCACCAAGUUGGUGAAGAUCUUCUUGGGCCAGGGCUUGGCUGUGCCCCUCCUGGACUUCCUCACCACCCGCGAGCUGGCCAGGACCACUGAUCCCAACACCCUCUUCCGCUCCAACUCGCUGGCCUCCAAAUCCAUGGAGCACUUCAUGAAGGUGGUGGGGCUGCCCUACCUGCACGGGGUCCUGAAGCCAGUGGUGAACCGCGUCUUUGAGGAGAAGAAAUACGUGGAGCUGGACCCCGGCAAGAUGGAGCUGAGCCGGGGCAGGAGGAUCUCCUUCAAGGGGUCCCUGUCGGAGGCGCAGGUGCGGGAGAGCAGCCUGGAGCUGCUGAAGGGCUACCUGGGAGACAUCAUCGAUGCCAUUGUGGGCUCGGUGGACGAGUGUCCCCUCCCCAUGAGGGUGGUCUUCAAGCAGCUGCGCAGGCGGGCAGAGGAGCGAUUCCCCUCGGCACAGCACGAGGAGGUCCGGUACUUCUCCAUCAGUGGGUUUCUCUUCCUUCGCUUCUUCGCUCCCGCCGUCCUCACCCCGAAGCUCUUCGGGCUCCGGGAGCAGCACGCGGAGCCCUGCACCGGCCGCACGCUCCUGCUGCUCGCCAAGGCGCUGCAGACCAUCGGGAACCUGGGGCUGCAGCUGGGGCAGGGCAAGGAGCCCUGGAUGGCGCCGCUGAACUCCGUCCUCCUGCCCAGUGUCACCCGUGUCCGGGCCUUCCUGGAUGCCCUGGUCACCGUGGAGAGCCCCGAGGUGGGCGAGGUGCCAGUGCCACAGGGACAUCCCCAGCCCUCGGCCACCAUCAAGGAGGGUCCCCUGCACACCUGCCCAGAGCGGGGGGUGACACUGCUGCCCCGCUUCGCCUUCAAGAAGAGGCACUUCAGGCUCAGCAGCCAGGCCCUGGCCUAUGCCAAGGUCCCCCAGGGGCAGGAGCUCUGCUCCAUCCCAGUGGAGCAGAUUCGGGCAGUGGAGCAGGUGGACAAGGGCACCUUCCAGCACCCCCACGUCCUGCAGGUGGUGGCACAGGAUGACACCGGGCAGCUCCACACCACCUACCUCCAGUGCAAGGUGGGUGACCCCACCCUGCCCAGCACCCCAAAAAGCCCAGGAACCCCCCACCACAAUGCCCUGGGGCCCCCAUCCCCAGCAGCCAGCCAGGGGCACCCCCAGGGGACAAUGGGAAUGAUCCCAAAUCCAGCUGUACCAGGCACCUGCUGUACUGGGAGCGCUGGGAGUGCUGAGGUCGAGGAGCUAACUGGGUAUACUGGGGAAGCUGGGGUGUUCUACCCUGGCUGUACUGGGGUCACUGGGGUACCAGCCCUGUUCACACCAGGGACCCUGGUGUACCCCGGCUCCUGCAGCACCAUCUCCCCUCACUUCCUACCGGGCAGCUGUGCCACCAAACUGUCACUCCUGUCCCCCAGCCUUGGUGCCCAUCCCUUCCUGCUCCCUCCUCCUCCUCCCCGGCACUGGCAGUGCCCAGCCCGGGGUGUCCCGGUCCCUGCUGUCCCUGCAGAGCUCCCCGGAGCUGUGGCAGUGGCUGUGGGCGCUGCGCCAGGCCACCAGCGCCAACAGGGACAUGCUGCCCACUUGCCACCCCGGCACAUUCCGCGCCGGCCGCUGGACCUGCUGCCUGCAGCCCACCCGUGCCGCGCCCGGGUGCAGCCGCACCCACGGCACGGUGGUGCUGGCAGAGUGGAGCGACCUCGGGGAUGCCGCGGUGGCAGCACAGAGCCUCUACGGUCACCUGCGGUGAGCCCGGGGGGUCCCGGGGGGCUUUUGGGUGCCGCUGGGCAGCGUGGGAAGCUGCUGAGGGUCCCUGUCCCACUGUCCCAGUGGCUGGUGGUGCCCACGUGCGGGUCCUGAGGGGUCUUUAGGUGGCGGUGGGCAGGGUGGCAGCGUGUUGAGGGUCCUUGUCCCCAAGGACAGUGGGAGCUGGGGGUCACGGGGUCCUUUGGGUGCUGACAGGCAUGGUGAGAGCCCGCUGAGGGUCCCUGUCCUGCACGGUGAGGGGGACCAGGGGUCCAGAGGGUGGCACAGGCUCCGGGGGACAUUUAGGUGCUGGUGGGCGGCGUGGGAGUGUCCCUGUCCCCCAGGACGGUGGGAGCUGGGGGUCCCUUGGGUGCUGCAGGGCAGGGGGGGAGUGUCCUGAGGGUCCCUGUCGCGCAGGGCAGCGCUGGCCGGGGGUCCCGAGGGCAGCGCGGUGGGCGGACCCCCCUGCCCGGGCCA
Parus major (Great Tit) is the source of this 3243-nucleotide messenger RNA. It is a transcript of the gene RASAL1, whose product is annotated as RAS protein activator like 1. Gene Ontology annotation, biological process: regulation of GTPase activity; intracellular signal transduction. The transcript has 18 exons. Bases 106 to 2880 code for a protein of 924 amino acids. The record is from RefSeq and is a predicted model, not a curated record. Lineage: Eukaryota; Metazoa; Chordata; Aves; Passeriformes; Paridae.